Messenger RNA from Ceratitis capitata (Mediterranean fruit fly), 637 nucleotides. It is a transcript of the gene RpL31, whose product is annotated as 60S ribosomal protein L31. The coding region runs from base 143 to 520 and encodes 125 amino acids. The record is from RefSeq and is a predicted model, not a curated record. Gene Ontology annotation, molecular function: structural constituent of ribosome. The transcript has 3 exons. Lineage: Eukaryota; Metazoa; Arthropoda; Insecta; Diptera; Tephritidae. Gene Ontology annotation, biological process: cytoplasmic translation. Gene Ontology annotation, cellular component: cytosolic large ribosomal subunit; ribosome.
UAGUCUUUAUGAGUUGUCAAAAAUUUUGAAGUGGAAAAAAAUGGCGUUGACGUUUUUAGUUUUUGACGGCUGUCAGAUUCUUUUACGUCAGGCUUUCAUUUCCGAUAGGAGUUUGUUAGCAGGCAAGUAAUUCCAGUAAAAAAUGGCGAAAACAAAAAAGGUUGAGAAGCGUAACAAAUCUGCCAUCAAUGAGGUAGUAACGCGCGAGUGCACAAUUCACUUGUCGAAGCGUGUGCACAACAUCGGUUUCAAGAAACGUGCACCACGCGCGAUCAAGGAAAUCCGCAAAUUUGCUGAGAAGGAAAUGGGCACCAAUGAUGUGAGAAUCGAUACUCGCCUGAACAAGCACAUCUGGAACAAGGGUAUCCGUUCUACUCCAGUGCGCGUACGUGUACGUCUUGCUCGUAGGAGAAACGAUGAUGAGGAUUCACCCAAUAAAUUGUACACCUUGGUGACAUACGUGCCAGUUGCCACAUUCAAAAAUUUGCAAACAGAAAAUGUAGAAUCCAGCGAUGAUUAAAAAUAAGAUUAAUGAAAAGUUGCAUGUAUCAUUGCAGUUAAUUAAUUAAAUCGUCCGGGUUUAGAAAUUUAUUAAAUAUAAAAAAUAACGUUAAUAAAUUCAUUUUUUAAUGCAAAA